This is a messenger RNA of Protobothrops mucrosquamatus (brown spotted pit viper), 1062 nucleotides long. Its product is annotated as gastrula zinc finger protein XlCGF17.1-like. The transcript is spliced from 3 exons. NCBI's taxonomy places the organism in Eukaryota, Metazoa, Chordata, Lepidosauria, Squamata, Viperidae. The annotation marks the transcript as partial. The record is from RefSeq and is a predicted model, not a curated record. Gene Ontology annotation, biological process: regulation of transcription by RNA polymerase II. Gene Ontology annotation, molecular function: RNA polymerase II cis-regulatory region sequence-specific DNA binding; DNA-binding transcription factor activity, RNA polymerase II-specific.
GGGAGAAACCCUAUCAAUGCUCAGAAUGCGGGAAAAGCUUCACUUGGAACUCCCAGCUAACUAGACAUCAAAUCUCGCACACUGGAGAGAGGCCGUAUACCUGCCUGGACUGUGGGAAAUCCUUUGUCUGCAGCUCUGAGCUCCUAAUCCACGAAAGGAAUCACACAGGAGAGAAGCCCUAUAAAUGCCUGGAGUGCGGGAAGUGCUUUGUUUGUAACACGCAACUCAGUAUCCAUCGGAGAACCCACACCGGAGAGAGACCCUACAAAUGUCCAGAGUGCGAAAAAUGCUUCAAUCGGAAAGAAAAUCUUGCUAUCCAUCAGCGUACUCACACGGGGGAAAAGCCCUACAAGUGCUCAGAUUGUGGGAAGUGCUUCAGUUGGAAUUCACAGCUGGGUAGACACCAACGAGCUCACACUGGCGAGAGGCCCUUUGCGUGUCUGGAGUGUGGGAAACGCUUCCUUUGCAGUUCGGACCUGAUCAGGCACGGAAGAAAUCAUACAGGAGAGAAACCUUACAAGUGCUCGGAGUGUGGAAAGUGUUACAUUUGUAAUACCCAGCUGAGUAUACACGAGAGGACUCACACGGGGGAGAAACCCUAUAAAUGCUUGGAGUGUGGAAAAAGUUUCAGCGAGAAUAGCUCCCUCACUUCCCAUUACCGGAUCCACACUGGAGAGAAACCCUAUAAAUGUCUGGAGUGCAAAAAAUGCUUUGCUCGUGGUUCUGACCUUAUUAAACAUGAAAAAAUUCACACGGGGAAGAAACCCUACCAAUUUACGGACUGUAGAAAGAAGAGCUUUCACCAGAAGCCGGAACUUCACACCAAAGCAGAGAUCUUGGAUCUGGUGGUGCUGGAGCAGUUUCUGACCGUCUUGCCCCCAGAGAUCGAGUGCUGGGUGAGACAGUGUGGGGCAGACACCAGUUCUCAAGCGGUGGCCCUGGCCGAAGGCUUUCUCCUGAGCCAAGCGGAAGAUAGGAAGCAGGAAGAUCAAAAGAAACAUGUCGCUGAAGUGGCUCCACAGUGGAUCUUAGAAGGAGAUCAUCAAGAUGGUAUAUCACUGG